Messenger RNA from Trachymyrmex cornetzi, 392 nucleotides. RefSeq lists its product as uncharacterized. The coding region runs from base 79 to 312 and encodes 77 amino acids. The record is from RefSeq and is a predicted model, not a curated record. The transcript is spliced from 4 exons. Lineage: Eukaryota; Metazoa; Arthropoda; Insecta; Hymenoptera; Formicidae.
CAGUCUAUAGUGUCAAAUGUACAGUACUAACUCGUUAAUACGCCUAAACUCGUCUCUUCGCCAAGAAUAUCCAGAAAAAUGAAUUUCGUAGCGUUUGGGCUUAUCUUAAUCUGUUGUCAUGUUUGGGCGAAUGAGAACAACAAUAAUUUUUUAGUUAGAGGGACCUACGGGCAAAGAACACCGUUAAAAGAUUACCUCGAAAAUGAAGUAAGGCGCAUCAUGCAAAAUGGAGACAGUACGUUUGGAAUUCCGGUUCUUGAUCCGCUUAUUGCGGAUAAACUGUCUUCGGGGUUUUGUCAAACGUCAAUGUAACUGGCUUGUCCGCGUAUGAAGUUAAUGACGCUGACUGCAGUAUAUUUACUCUGAUGUUCAGCCUCGAUCUAAACUGGCCA